This is a messenger RNA of Paraphaeosphaeria sporulosa, 171 nucleotides long. RefSeq lists its product as uncharacterized. The annotation marks the transcript as partial. The transcript has a single exon. The record is from RefSeq and is a predicted model, not a curated record. NCBI's taxonomy places the organism in Eukaryota, Fungi, Ascomycota, Dothideomycetes, Pleosporales, Didymosphaeriaceae.
AUCACAAUCAGAGGAUUCCGAGUAAAUGCAUUAAUAGACCCUAGAGCCACUGGAUGUCUAAUCUCACCCAAAGUGGUAGAGAAAUACAAUUUGCCUUACUAUAAUAAGGAAAACCCUAUGUGGUUGGAGAUGGCAGAUGGGACGUUUUCCCAAGGAUACGGCAAAGGCUAG